Molecule: messenger RNA, 1164 nt
Organism: Drosophila willistoni
Lineage: Eukaryota; Metazoa; Arthropoda; Insecta; Diptera; Drosophilidae
Product: queuosine salvage protein
Exons: 2
Coding region: 84-1121 (345 amino acids)
Source: RefSeq, a predicted model, not a curated record
UUACCUACUGUUAAAAUAGUGGUUGUUUUUUUGGUUUCACAAUUGAAUUUCUUGAAUUAAUUUUAAUUAAGAUCUUUACUAAGAUGCCCACUGAAAUAACUUAUUUAAGCCCUCGGGAAUCGGGUGAAUAUAUAGUCAAAAAUGCAAAGUACUUGCGUGUUUUACCAGAAGGCAUUAAAAAAUUGGGCGAGGAAAUUUUGGCGGCAAUUCAGGAUAAAAAACUGGAUGUCACAAACUUUUCGCAGCACGAACUACAUCCUCAACCGGGAAAGGAUUCUAAUGAAGAUCCCAAGUAUGGAGAAGCAGCCGAUUGGAUUUUUGUAGUAGAUACUUUAAACUUUUGCUUCUGGACCCCAGAUAACUACACCAAGUACAAAGUGGAUGGUUAUACCGGUUACUUUGCUCUGUGUGCCGCUAUCAAGCGAGCUGUAGAUGAGGGCAUCGACAUCAUUAGCCCAAAAUACUACUCUCAAGUGGAUGCAAAAACACUUGAUCAUAUAUUCCGAUCGGAUGAUGGCGAGACCAAGAUUCCCCUGUUCCAACAGCGACUCGACAGUCUUCAUGAAGUGGGAAAAGUCUUGCUUGACAAAUAUGAAGGACGUUUUGAAAACGUAAUUAAAGCUGCAAAAAGCUCAGCUGUAAGCCUCCUACAAUUAGUAGUCCAAGAGUUUCCCUGCUUCAGGGAUCAAGCUGAAUAUGCCGGUAAACACGUUUCUAUAUUGAAACGAGCUCAAAUUUUAGUGGGAGACAUUUGGUGCGGCUAUAAAGGUGAAGGAUUGGGCUUUUUUAAUGACAUUGAUAAAAUCACCAUGUUUGCCGAUUACCGUGUACCACAAGUACUGGUUUAUUUCAAGAGUUUGGAAUACUCUGAAGAGCUUUUGGAAGUGCUUAAUAAAGAUACCAUACUGGAGAAUGGUGAUCCUCGUGAGGUGGAAAUACGUGGAGCUUCAAUUUAUAUAAUUGAACAAGUCAGAGAUCAAGUCCUGGGGUUAUUGCAGAAGGAUCAGCACUCCUCUGUUAAUUCUGUCCUUAUUGAUCAAUAUCUUUGGGACUACCGCCGAAAGCAUCAAGAAAAGAUGGCUGAUAUACCUUUCCAUAAGGUACUAAGCAUUUACUAUUAACACAUAAAAGAAAAUAAAGUACAAGUUAUUUGGAAAAGAUGUA